AUGGACUAUCUUGAGACACAGCACCAGCUGUAUUGCAUGGAGGGAUUAGAGUUGUUCCGAAUGACGAUAAUUCGGAACAUGCAAAUCCGAAUACAGGAGAGGACCAUAAAUAACUCCUACAAGCAUACUCAAGUCUACGUUCAAGGAUACACGCUCUUGAAAUACACACCCGUUGGCGAGAGAGUACAAGCGAACGGAUUCGUUCGUUUAUAUUCUACUUUUCAUGUUUGUGUUUCCGAAGCAUUCAAAGAAGAACAAGAAGCCCAUUUCCAUGCCCUCAAACACUACCCCAACUGGCAUCCGGAUGUCAGCGAUUACGCCACCAUAAUAUGA
Messenger RNA from Clonostachys rhizophaga, 333 nucleotides. The record is from the annotation of a GenBank genome assembly. NCBI's taxonomy places the organism in Eukaryota, Fungi, Ascomycota, Sordariomycetes, Hypocreales, Bionectriaceae.